AUGAGUGAUAUUUUGUCAGAGGCACCGCUGUUAGAGGUGCUGUACUUCCUUGCACAAAGGCACCAGUAUCGUCGAAUGCAACGGCUUUGCAUGCGAGAACUCACCGUGAGGUUCAGUGGAAAGCUUCUCUUUUGGCACUCUUUCGCUUUGGCGGAAGAAGGGAGCAUUGCAGAAGCGGAGCAAAAAUUCCAAAGUCUCCUCAACAACAAGAAAGUCGCCUUCCCAGCUGCGUCAGCUCUUCAUCAUUAUAGCAUACGGCCGGCAUGUGAUGAAUCCAGAGACUCAAGGGUGGAUGAAUUAAGAAACAGGGUACUUGCGGAGAAAGUUACUGCCAAUGAUGACGCACUCCUCCUUGCCGCGCGCUUCUUUCUGUUGGUGGGGGAGCUAGAGGCAGCUUCGUCCCUUCUCACCGCGCAGGAUACUCUACAGGAGGCGCUCCAACACUACCCAUGGUUCUGGCCGGCCUCAGUGUACAAGAGUGAACUUCUGAUGUUACUUGGCCGGUGGGACGAGGCAGCUGAGUGCGCCAGAAAUGUGCUCCAAGUCGAAGAAGAUGACCUAGACAGCCAUACAGUUCUGAUUCUCCAAGCUGUCGCCCAGAAGGGGGAUCUAGACCAGGGUGUUCUGAAAGUUCGAACAUUCUUCAAGAUGCUGGCUGUACAGGAAACAGGGCUUCUGUUGCCAUAUCACAACUUGCUCCUCAGCAUGAGAAAAGUUCGCGCAGGUGUGAAAGUCGAUGUGGCUGAUGAGACGACCUUCCUGAAUCUGCAAGAGGCUGUGGCGUACGUCGACGAGACAGUUUCGUGCACGGUCCGUGAUUUCCGAUCAACCUUAGGGAUGAACUUUUUCAUGGCUUUCCGAGCGAACCUUCUCUUCGAUGCGGCCAGCACGUACGUGGACUUGGCAUGCUACGGAUCACUGAUGAAAACUCUCAAGCCAGCGAUAGGGAGUAUCGUUGUGGAGCUUUGCACGGGCUUCCUGACAUCGACCACACCGUCGAAAGAUACCGGCUUUGUUGCGGAUGCUCUCGCUAAAGCAGCGUCAGUGCUGGCGACGCUGUGCCACUUCAUGCCCGGCCACGGAAUGGCGAAGCUUGAGGGUCAGCCAGCAGAAGGGCUGGCGCAGCUGGAGAAAGCCCUAUCGCUCGAUCCACGACUGAAGAGCUACUUGCCCUAUUACCUUGUCAAAGCCGAGCUCCAGAUGCAGAAGACAGAAUUUGAGGAUGCUGUCAGUACCCUGGAAGAGGCUCAGCCUCUUUCGAUCGUGAGAUUGAAAGCCGCCCAGAAACUGAACUGUGAACGACAGGACGCAGACCGUGCUGCAGAGAUGGCAAACCCGACCAUAGGAUCGUCUUCGCGACGUCCUGACCAAUAUCUCUUUUGUCAAGUAACUGAUCUUGAGCGAGUAGAGUUUCACUGUCUUAUGGCAGCGGCAGCUUCGAAGAGCAAUCGUGGUGAUAAAGCAGAACAAAUACUAAGUCGUGCCUUUUCUUCGUUCGCGGGUGGUCCUCUUGAAGGAAAACUUGUCCUUUGCAGUGCGGCGAUAGCUGCUGAAACAGGUGACAAUGCCAGAGCAGCCCAGCUUCUGAGCUCCGUGACUCCAUCUAAUCCGUUUUAUGUGAAGGCACAAACGAGCCUCGCUCAGAUUUUCCUGAGAGAGAAAAAGAAUAAGGCAGCAUAUGCACGCUGCUUCCGGGAUAUAGCUUCCGUUCAGCCGACAGCGGAAAACUUCACGGCCAUUGGAGAAGCCCUGCUGGAGAUCUACGAGCCCAGAGGAGCUGUCCAAGCGUUUGAACAAGCGCUACGCGCGAAGCCCGAGGACCGCAAGCUCGUCCGAUGCAUUGUUGCAGCGCUUGCAAAGACGCAUCAGUUCGAGAGAGCGACUGCCUACGCCAACAAUUCUCUUCGUGAACAACCGGACGAUCUGGAGCUUCGACUAGACUUGGUUGCUCUGCUCUUCAGGCUGAGAAGAUGGCAGGAGGCAAUCGAAACCGCUUCUCCUGUAGACGGUGAUAACAUUACGUAUGACAAAUGCUUUACGCUUGGCGCAAAGGUCCAAAUAUUGCUUCUCAAAGUCAAGGCACUGCUGUCGCAGACAUCCUCUUAUUCAGCUCGGGGAAACGAAACGGACCUAGAAGACAGGUAUGAAGGUGCAUCGGGAAUUUUACUUUAA
Molecule: messenger RNA, 2172 nt
Organism: Toxoplasma gondii ME49
Lineage: Eukaryota; Apicomplexa; Conoidasida; Eucoccidiorida; Sarcocystidae
Product: tetratricopeptide repeat-containing protein
Exons: 8
Coding region: 1-2172 (723 amino acids)
Biological process (GO): intraciliary retrograde transport; protein localization to cilium
Cellular component (GO): intraciliary transport particle A
Molecular function (GO): protein binding
Source: RefSeq, a predicted model, not a curated record